Molecule: messenger RNA, 2166 nt
Organism: Rhopalosiphum maidis (corn leaf aphid)
Lineage: Eukaryota; Metazoa; Arthropoda; Insecta; Hemiptera; Aphididae
Exons: 6
Coding region: 208-2139 (643 amino acids)
Source: RefSeq, a predicted model, not a curated record
UAUUUGCUGCACCGCAGUCGUCGAACGUAUGCGAUCCAUUCGUACUGAACCAUAUCAUAUUUAAUUGUACACAAGUAAACAGUUUCGUCUUGUGUUUGCGUGAGAUUGCGUGCGAUUAGAUUCAGUUUAAGUUCCAUGCAAUAUGAACGGUCUAAUUAUUUAUUCGGAGUGACAUUAUCAGGUACGGAUCAUCCGAGGAAGGAAUAAAUGUAUAUACAUAGAUUCAACGACGGCGAACAGUGCACGGCUGGUAACAUUACACGAGCUGACAUACCACCAAACCAUCAGCUAUUGCGUCGACCGCCGAGUGUCGUCUUGGUCACUCUCGGUAUCCGGCGGGGCAGGAUGAAGGAGGUGCUGUUGGUGGCCCUGUUGUCCGUCGUCUGGUCGCUGCAACCGAUCGGCACGGCGGACGUCGCGCACGUCAAAACACCCAAAACGCCCAAAACGGCCGCGCCCGCGCCCGAAGCUAGGGCCAACGACGACGGCAACGUCCGGUCGCCACCGUCGUCCGCCUCGGUGUCCGACGGCGCCGGCGGUGACAUCAACGGCACGUCGCCGUGCGACCGGUACCUCAGAUCGGCCGAGGUGGAGGUGCGGAAGCCGCGGAACCACAAAUUCGUCACGUCCAACGGCUGGGCCGAACGGCAGCGGCCCCGGCCCGAGAUCAGCGUGUACUCGCGCGUCGAAGAGAUCCCGCCGCCACAGCCUCCGGCGGCGACGGCCGCGUUCUACCAUCAGCAGCAGGACAGCAGCUUUUACCAGCACUCGCGCCAGCAGCAGCAACCGGCCGUGCAGAGGACGUCCAAGCGGAUCAUAUAUUACGCGACGUUGCCGGACGUGAUCCGGGCGCCGGCCGGUUACCCGCCGCCCGCCGCGGCCGAUCCGUACGCGCUCGGACCGGGACCGUUUUCUGCCGACUUCCGGCAACUGCAGCAGGACUCAAGCAGGAAAGCGCCGCCGGACAGUUUGCAGCGCAACCGAUUGACGUCCUACGAGAAUACCUACAACCGCGGUGGAGUCGGUGGCGGCGGUGGUAAUGGCGUUACGUCCGUCACGUCCAAGACGACGGCUUUGUACAACAGUAGAUAUGACGAACCGGCCGAAUUCCGUGAAUCGUAUUACCGACCCAACGAGCUAACGUCCAAGUACGCCUCGUGGGCUGAACCAUUCUACAAGAGCUGGACGUCGUCACCUUGGGAUAAGGACCGGACAUCGUUCAGCAACAACAACAGAGGUUCGCCAACGUUCUCGUGGGACAGGGAACCGCUAACCAGGGGUGGUGGCUCGUGGGACAGAGAGCCGCUUAAUAGAGGCAGCGGCGGUUCGUGGGACAGGGAGCCGCUUGGUGGGGACGGUGGUAGUCCGUGGGAUAACAGAGGUUCGUCGUGGGAUAAUAGAGGUUCGUCGUGGGAUAAUAGAGGCGCAACUUGGGACAAGGAUCUGGUCGAAGUGCCGUUGCAAAAGCCCAACAGAGGCGGCGUAGACGGCGGCGGCGGUGGUGGAAGUAACAACUUAUUCAACAAUAACAAGUAUCCGGAAGUAGCGGUAGUCCAUUCCGGAGUGAUCGACGUAAGGGGUGAUGGGCAACAAAACAGAUCACCACAUCCUGCGCCGCCGCCGAGGUUCACGAUCAUCGACGUCGAUCCAAAACCGUACCGCGAACAGCAGCCACCGACGAUGCGGUACGACGAGCGCAGCAAGCCAAUGGUGCAGCCAAACGUGCGGUACGAACCACAACAAAAACCGAUGCGGUACGAAGCGUAUAUGCCGAUGCAGCCGCACACGCGCUUCGAACAGCAACAGCCGAUGUCGCCGCCACCGUCCAUGCGGUACGAACAGCAAUAUCGAUCUCCACAACAGCAGCAGCAGUCGCCGCCGACCACUCGGUACGGGCAACAACAACAACAACAACAUCAAUCACAGAACAAUCAGCCGUCUAACGGUUAUUACGAGAGUAUAAAGAACAAUAUAAACACUCAUCAGUUCAUGACAAGUUGGACGGAAGUAUCGACUCAAGACGAAGUAUCACCCACGCACUCCGUUAGCAUAGAUAUUGCUUCGGUCGGUAAUUCUACUAGCACUCAAAACAGCACCAGAAUCACUCCAAAUACAAAUACUACAAAAAUACCAAAAUGAAAGUUGUUAAUAAAAUAUGUAUAUGUA